This is a messenger RNA of Salvia hispanica, 4222 nucleotides long. RefSeq names its product aminophospholipid ATPase 1 (gene ALA1). Lineage: Eukaryota; Viridiplantae; Streptophyta; Magnoliopsida; Lamiales; Lamiaceae. Gene Ontology annotation, cellular component: plasma membrane. The record is from RefSeq and is a predicted model, not a curated record. Gene Ontology annotation, biological process: phospholipid translocation. Gene Ontology annotation, molecular function: ATP hydrolysis activity; ATPase-coupled intramembrane lipid carrier activity; ATP binding.
UUGAAUUUUCUCGAUCCUUCUUCACGUAACCAACAAUGGUGAUAAAUGCGUUGGUUUCCAAUGCUAUAGCUCUAGCUUCCCAUAGACCACUUCAAUUUUUUCGCUCUUCAUUGUUUCUUUAAAAAACCAUUCUUUUCCUCUACCCAUCUUCUAGAGUUUGUAUUCUGUAAAGCUGGUUUUUUUGCUUGGGCUGUGGAUUUCAGUUUUCUUGACUUUUGGGAAUUUGCAAGCUGCGUGAUGCUGAGAUGAUGAAGGGCUCACAACAGCAAUGGCCUUUGCUGGUUCCUCCACCUCGAACACCGGGUAAAGAAGAGCUCCCUAUUGAUAUUGAUAGUUCAAUUCCUGUUUCUUCUAUGUCAAAGCCUUAUUCUGAUUCCCAGAUUGAAAUGAGUGGUGAUUUUGUGAGGAAUCCUUCCUCCCAUUCCAUUCAGUCAAAGUCCUCUAGCACCCACUCCAUAAAGGGGGUGAGCUUUAGAGAAGGGCAUGAUUUGAACCCUGUUAGCUAUGGCUCUAGGGGGGCUAGUUUGGGUUCGAACCCCGUUAGGUAUGGUUCGAGGGGUGCUAGCUCUGGAGGGUUUACUUCAUCUUAUAAGGAGAUCAACGAUGAGGAUGCAAGGUUAGUGUAUGUGAAUGAUCCUGGUAGAACAAAUCAGCAGAGGUUUAAGUUUGCUGGGAAUUCAAUUAGGACUUCCAAAUAUAGUAUCCUCACUUUCUUGCCUAGGAAUUUGUUUGAGCAGUUCCAUCGGAUAGCUUACAUAUACUUUCUUGUGAUUGCCAUUCUCAAUCAGCUACCUCAGUUGGCUGUUUUUGGCCGGGAAGCUUCCAUUCUUCCGUUGGCCAUGGUGCUCUUUGUCACUGCAGUUAAGGACGCAUAUGAGGACUACAGGCGCCAUAGGUCGGAUAGGAUUGAGAACAACCGGCUGGCGUCAGUCUUGGUGAAUGGAGAGUAUGAGGAUAAGAAAUGGAAGGACAUUUGUGUUGGGGAGGUCAUUAAGGUCUCCGGGAAUCAAACUCUUCCAUGUGAUAUGGUGUUGCUCUCAACUAGUGAUGCUACUGGUGUCGCAUAUGUGCAGACGACAAAUUUGGACGGGGAGUCGAAUUUGAAGACACGGUAUGCAAAGCAGGAGACUCAGAUGAGAACUCCAGUUGUGGGGAACAUAGGUGGGCUUCUGAUCAAGUGUGAGAAACCAAAUAGGAAUAUAUAUGGUUUCCAGGCAAACAUGGAAAUUGAUGGAAAGCGUAUUUCUCUUGGACCGUCCAAUAUAAUAUUACGCGGUUGUGAGCUGAAGAACACGGAUUGGGUAGUUGGUGUUGCAGUUUAUGCUGGGAAGGAGACUAAGGCAAUGCUUAACAAUGCUGGAGCUCCAUCCAAGAGAAGCCGUCUCGAGAAGCGCAUGAACAAGGAGAUCAUCAUCCUGUCAAUUUUUCUAGUGGCACUAUGUACUGUAGUCUCCAUCUGUCAUGGUGCCUGGUUGAGACGCCACAGAGAGGAGUUGUACUUGAUGCAGUUCUACAGGAAAUAUGACUACUCAGAGCCUGAAGUUAAGAAAUACGAAUAUUAUGGUUGGGGAAUGGAGAUAUUCUUUGUGUUCCUCAUGUCUGUCAUUGUUUUCCAAGUUAUGAUUCCUAUAUCAUUGUACAUAUCCGUGGAGCUUGUUCGUAUUGGCCAAGCUUAUUUUAUGAUCCGAGAUGACAGGAUGUUUGACAAAUCCACCAAUUCGAGAUUCCAGUGCAGGGCAUUGAACAUAAAUGAAGAUUUGGGGCAGAUAAAGUAUGUCUUCUCCGACAAAACCGGCACUCUGACUGAGAACAAGAUGGAAUUUCAGUGUGCAAGCGUUGGAGGAGUAGACUACGACAAUGGGAAGGACAUCAGUACUGAAGAUUGGCAAACAGGAUACUCAGUUCAAGUUGACGGUAUGGUUUUAAGGCCAAAGAUGACAGUAAAACUUGAUCAAGACCUUCUCAACUUGUCAAAAAUGGAACAUACAAAUGAAGGCAAACAUGUUUAUGAUUUCCUCGUGGCAUUGGCUGCUUGCAACACCAUCGUGCCUCUCACUGUUGAGACAUCUGAUCCUGCUAUAAAAUUGAUAGAAUAUCAGGGGGAGUCUCCUGAUGAACAGGCAUUGGCCUACGCUGCUGCCUCGUAUGGAUUUAUGCUUGUUGAACGCUCUUCUGGUCACAUAGUAAUUGACAUUCAAGGGAAAAGGCAAAGGUUCAACGUCUUGGGUUUGCACGAGUUUGACAGUGAUCGGAAGAGGAUGUCUGUUAUUGUAGGAUGCCCGGAUCAGACGGUGAAGGUUUUCGUUAAAGGAGCUGAUACAACCAUGUUCAAAGUGAUAGAUAAAUCCUUGAACUUGAACAUGGUUAACGCAACUGAGAGCCAUCUUCACUCCUAUUCGUCAAAGGGUUUGCGAACACUUGUCAUUGGAAUGCGGGAACUCAGUACGUCUGAAUUUGAGCAAUGGCAGUCAUCGUACGAGUCAGCAAGCACUGCCUUAAUGGGCAGAGCAAAAUUACUUCGUAAAGUUGCCAACAAUGUGGAAAACAAUCUUAAAUUAUUAGGUGCGUCUGGGAUCGAGGAUAAACUGCAGCAGGGUGUGCCAGAAGCAAUUGAGUCUUUAAGAACGGCUGGUAUCAAGGUCUGGGUUCUAACCGGUGACAAGCAAGAAACAGCCAUCUCAAUCGGCUACUCCUCUAAGCUACUAACGAGUAAGAUGACCCAGAUAGUGAUAAACAACAACUCUAAGGACUCGUGUAGGAAGAACUUGGAUGAUGCUUUGCAACUGUAUAAGAAGCUCUCAAAUGUUUCCCAUUCCAAUGACGGAGGCCAUGGAGCUGGAACUAAUCAACUUGCCUUAAUUAUUGAUGGAACGAGCCUUGUGUAUAUUUUAGAGACUGAACUCGAGGAAAAGCUUUUCGAGUUAGCUAGCAAAUGUACUGCAGUAUUGUGUUGCCGUGUGGCUCCUCUGCAGAAAGCCGGUAUAGUAGCUCUCAUAAAAAACAGAACUGAUGACAUGACCCUCGCCAUAGGUGAUGGAGCAAAUGAUGUUUCCAUGAUUCAAAAGGCUGAUGUGGGUAUUGGAAUCAGCGGCCAAGAGGGAAGGCAAGCCGUCAUGGCAUCAGAUUUCUCGAUGGGUCAGUUCAGAUUUUUGGUCCCGCUAUUGUUAAUACACGGACACUGGAAUUAUCAACGGAUCAGCUACAUGAUAUUGUACAAUUUCUAUAGGAAUGUCGUUCUAGUUUUUGUUUUGUUCUGGUAUGUUCUCUUUACUGGAUUCACCCUGACAACUGCAAUCACUGAUUGGAGCUCUGUGCUUUAUUCAGUAAUAUACACGUCGUUGCCUACAAUAGUCGUAGGAAUUCUUGACAAGGAUUUAGGUAGAGGUACCCUCCUCCAGUAUCCUCAACUAUACGGGGCUGGACAAAGGGGAGAAAGCUACAAUGGGAAGCUAUUCUGGGUCACGAUAUUGGACACAAUGUGGCAAAGCGUAGCUGCUUUCUUCAUACCUCUGGCUGCUUACUGGGAUAGCACCGUUGGCGUUUCGGCCUUGGGGGAUCUUUGGAUACUUGCAGUCGUGAUUCUGGUCAAUAUACAUCUGGCCAUGGAUGUGAUCAGAUGGUACACGAUCACUCACAUUGCCAUCUGGGGAUCUAUACUUGCGACUUUCAUCUGUGUCAUGAUCAUCGAUGCCUUGCCCUUCCUGCCUGGCUACUGGGCUUUCUUCAUGAUUGCGAAGACGAAGUUAUUUUGGGUAUGCUUGCUUGGUAUUGUGGUGGCAGGAAUGGUUCCUCGUUUUGUCGUAAAAGUAUUUGUACAGCAUUGUAAACCCAACGAUAUUCAUAUUGCCAGAGAAGCAGAGAAAUUUGGAAAUUUAAGGGAAACAAAUGCAGAAACUGAGAUGAAUCCCAUAUCUGAUCUUCCACGGAGUACUGCUACAGCAACUACUUAGAUAUACACCAAUCGCCAUCCAUUUUGUUUUCUUGUUCAUAUUUUUUGGUAUCUCAUUUCUGUAAAAUAUAUCCAGUUUGUUUGUGCUGGUCAAUCAUUUUUUUCUCAAUCAUUUGGUAGGAAGUCUGCGGAAGAGUAUAAAUAUUUGGAGAGUUACACUUAGGCUGUAAAUUUAAUAGUAUUACAAUUACAAUACGUGUAACAAAAACAUUGGUAAUUUGGUAUGAUACAUAUAUGGAAAGAAUGCAAUGAUAUUCUUUAUGGUUUUUCUUA